GUCGGCCCGACGCCCAAUGGGCAGCCGGAUCCCACUUUGGAAUUGACCAAUGGGCGGCUAGUCUGGCCCCCUGACCCGCUCCCUUCGCCCAUUAAUCGGAAAGCAACGCAGCAUCCUCAGUGUUUAGUUCUUGUAGCAACGGAGUUAACUGGUGUCCUGCAGGGUUGGCUUUUGGGAGGGUUUUCUUCUAUUCUCUACUGUCCUUAGGCCUCCCUUCGUGGAGUGUCCGAGAGCAGUAGAAGAAGAAAGGAUCGUGUGCGUCUUCUCCUUUUCUCUCUCUCUCUCUCUCUCUCUCUCUCACUCUCUCUCUCUGUCUCUCUCUCUCUCUCAAAGUGAAGUGAGUCUAUUGAGUGCCCCUUGUUGCCUUUUGCACCUCCUCCUCCAUCUCUCUCUCUCUCUCUCUCUCCUUCCUCGUACUUCCCAAGGAUUACUGCCACUUUCAGUUGGCAACCCUCCUCUCACCCCCUCCUCCUCUCCUCCUGUCCUCCUUAGCUCUUGAUACCCUGUGCGGCAGCCGAUACCCCGAUCAGUCAGUGCUCCUUCACUCCUGAAGCCCCGUCCAACUGUCGCCGGCGUGAGUGUAUUGCCAGUGCCGUCGCAGCCUAGUGUCAGUAAACGAGAAACCUCGGGAUAUUCUUUGAAUCAGUGCUAAUGCCUGUAGCACAAUACAACACCUACCUGUCACCAGGUGCUCCUCAUCCCACCUACAGGAGCUACGACGCCGAUAGAGGCAUGGGGCCCCCUGCUGUGACCCUCAGCAGUGGGGUCCCACUACCCGCACGCCCUCAAGGUCCUCCUCCUCCUCCUCAGCCACGCCCUAUAGCAUCCCCCAUGAAUUCCGCUGCUGUGAGCGUGCCGACUUUUACUCUGCCUCCUUCAGGAAUCCCCUACACGGGGCCUUUUCCCGUCCACCAGAACGUGGUGCCCAGCCCCGGCAGUUACCACGGGUUACAUACCCAGGGGCCCGCUGCUCAGAGUUCGACCCCCUUGCCCAGCAGCAGGCAGCAGGGCUCGCGCGCCCCCGUAGAAAGUCAUACCCCGAGUGGAUGUCCCGUCGGAUACCCAGCUGGUAUGGGUUACCCCUCGUCACAUCCGCCGCAGCACCAGUUAUCGCCCCCUCAGGUAAUGGACCCCCGUGAGCACUACAUGGGCUCUCGAAGUCACAGUUACCCGGGGCAACAACAACAACAGUACCCCCAGCUCUUCAGGGCGCCGCCCGAGGAGAGCUCCAGAUACCACCACGCCCACCAGCAUCUUCAGCAGCAGCAGCAGCCCCAAUACCACCAGCAGCAGCACCACCAUCCGAACCAAAGCCACCACCACCAGCAGCAGCAGCAGCAUCUCAGAUCGGUGGCGGAGCGCCCGUUGCCAUCGUCGGGGGACCUCCACACGAUAUUCGAGGAAGGCUCCGAGGGGCACGGAGGCAAGUAUGGCAUCGGCGGCGGCGGUCACAGCAACUCGUACCUUCAAAUUUCGACUUCGGAAGUGGGCCCUUAUCAUUCUGCAGGUCAGACGGGCCUGACUUCUCUCACUUCUACUGCUUCUGCUGCAGAAGUUCAGGAUCGCCACGCCCCUCCGCAGCCUCCUUCAGCUGCUGCUUCUGCUGCUCCUUCCCAGAUACUCCAGCAGCCCAAGACGGAGCCCCCAGAGUGGUGGUACGACACCGACGUUCUCGACCGCUUGGAGCAGAUCCGGCUCCACUCCGACAGCAAUCCCCCGGCCACUUCGACGACUUCGAGGGACCGGACGACGACGCGACGCAGAAGAAGGUAACUCUUACAUAGGCGUCCCUUGGACCUC
Messenger RNA from Macrobrachium nipponense, 1800 nucleotides. Its product is annotated as myb-like protein Q. NCBI's taxonomy places the organism in Eukaryota, Metazoa, Arthropoda, Malacostraca, Decapoda, Palaemonidae. The transcript has 2 exons. The coding region runs from base 652 to 1773 and encodes 373 amino acids. The record is from RefSeq and is a predicted model, not a curated record.